AUGCCUAAAGCACCAAAGGGAAAAAGUGUAGGACAAGAAAAAAAAGUCAUCCAUCCAUAUAGUAGAAAAGCAGCUCAAAUUACAAGAGAGGCCCACAAACAAGAAAAAAAGGAAAAAUUGAAGAAUGAAAGGGCAUUGCGUCUCAGCCUUAUUGGUGAAAAACUGCAGUGGUUUCAAACUCACCUUGAUCCCAAAAAAGUAGGAUAUUCAAAAAGAGAUGCUUGUGAAUUAAUUGAAAGGUAUUUGAAUCGAUUCAGCAGCGAGCUGGAGCAGAUUGAGUUGCGAAACAGCUUCAAGGACAGGCAGGGCCGGAGGCACUGCUCUCGGGAGGCGGCCAUCAGGCAGACCCUGGAGCGGGAGCGGCGGCAGUACCAGGCCCACGGCCUCGAGAUUCCAGACAUUUUAAAUGCAGAUAAUCUGAAAACUUUUAGAGAAUGGGAUUUUGAUCUGAAGAAAUUGCCAAACAUUAAAAUGAGAAAAGUCUGUGCUAGCGAUGCGGUGCCCAAGAAGUGUAAGAAGAAAGCUGUGACAGCUGUAGACAGAGAUUUAGGGGAAUUGGAACUGAAAGAUGAGUCAAGUGACACAGACGAGGAAAUGACUGCGGUGGCCUAA
Messenger RNA from Rangifer tarandus platyrhynchus (Svalbard reindeer), 612 nucleotides. The record is from the annotation of a GenBank genome assembly. NCBI's taxonomy places the organism in Eukaryota, Metazoa, Chordata, Mammalia, Artiodactyla, Cervidae.